Molecule: messenger RNA, 991 nt
Organism: Musa acuminata AAA Group (dessert banana)
Lineage: Eukaryota; Viridiplantae; Streptophyta; Magnoliopsida; Zingiberales; Musaceae
Product: 2-hydroxy-palmitic acid dioxygenase MPO1-like
Exons: 4
Coding region: 178-786 (202 amino acids)
Biological process (GO): sphingoid catabolic process
Cellular component (GO): endoplasmic reticulum
Source: RefSeq, a predicted model, not a curated record
GCAAGUUGCAGAACGGCUUUCAUCCUUCCUCCUGUUAAAAGCUUUCCGCCCCCUCUUCUCUCUCAUCCUCUUCUUGUUGGCUGCUGCUGCUGCUGCUGCUAAAGAUUGGCGCCGAGAAAGAAUCAAUCGGUAUUAGAUAGGGAUCGAUCGAGACGGAUAGGAGAGAUCGAGGGAGAGAUGGGGAAGGGGGGUUUAUUUGAUUUGGAGCGGCACUUCGCCUUCUACGGGGCGUACCACAGCAACCCCGUCAACGUCCUCAUCCACAUGCUCUUCGUCUGGCCCAUCUUCUACACCUCCCUCCUCAUCUUCCAAUUCACCCCGCCCUUCUUCCAUCUCCAUCUUCAUCUUCCUCUACCGGGAGGAGGCGACGCCCUGACGCUGCCCUUCAACUUCGCCUUCGUCGGCGCUCUCGUCUAUGCCCUCUUCUACCUGUUCAUGGACAGGAAGGCCGGCUCCCUCGCCGCCAUCCUCUGCUUCCUCUGCUGGUUCGGCAGCCACGCCCUCGCCGUCCGCCUCGGCUUCUCCCUCGCAUGGAAGGUGGUUCUGGCAGCUCAGUUGUUUUGCUGGAGUUUCCAAUUUAUAGGUCAUGGAAUGUUUGAGAAACGAGCACCAGCUCUUCUUGAUAAUCUUUCUCAAGCAUUCCUGAUGGCUCCAUUUUUUGUUCUGCUCGAGGCACUUAGUUUGUUGGGAUACGAGCCAUAUCCUGGCUUCCAUGCCAGCGUCCGCUCGAAGAUCGACACGGAUCGCAAGGCAUGGCAAGCCAGCAAGCAGAAGAAGGCUUCUUGAGUUGCAGGUUCCUUUCAGUUGCUUGUGGUUGGGGUCGGAUGUCAUCAAAUGCCGAUAUGCUCAUCUGCAAUAUGUCUCUACACUGUCUAGUAAUGUUGUACGACGGCUUAAGCAUAAAAGGGUGAAAUAAGGUUCUAAUGUUGCAUCAUUUAAUUCCGUUUGUGGACCAAAAGAUAUUGUGACUAUUUAAAAUGUUUUUUCUUCA